AGAAGGGGGAAAGGUUCAGGAUCUACUAUGCCAUCACAUCAUGAUAGCGAUUUUUUUAUUUAAUCAGGACGUGCUGAGCAACCUCUGAAUGGACGUUAGCACUUGCUGCAGAUACACUGGUUGAGCACUCAGCUGCACAAUGGCUGACUGGGACUAUGACUAUCUGAUCAAGCUCCUGGCACUCGGGGACUCGGGGGUGGGAAAGACCACCUUCCUCUACAGGUACACGGACAACAAGUUCAACCGCAAGUUCACCACCACAGUGGGCAUUGACUUCAGGGAAAAAAGAGUGAUGUACACAGGGACAGGUGCUGACGGGAUGACCGAGAGGAACUUCAGAGUCCACCUUCAGCUCUGGGACACAGCUGGACAAGAGAGGUUCCGCAGCCUCACGACAGCUUUCUUCAGAGAUGCCAUGGGCUUCCUGCUGAUGUUCGACUUGACCAAUCAGCAAAGUUUCCUCAAUGUCAGGAACUGGAUGAGUCAGCUACAGGCCAACGCGUACUGUGACAAUCCAGAUAUCGUGUUGGUGGGCACCAAGGCUGACCUCCGAGAUGUAAGGGAUGUUCACGCCAGACAGGCCAGAGAUCUAGCAGAUAGAUAUGGAAUCCCCUACUUUGAGACAAGUGCGGUGACGGGUGUUGACGUGGACCAGGCAGUGACCACACUCCUGGACCUGGUGAUGAAGCGGAUGGAGCUGAGCACGUACGGAGGCCCCAGCCCUGAGCCCAACGGCAGCCCGGCCGCCAGCCACGAAGUGGAGGAGGCUCCUGUUAGGAGGAGGUGCGCCUGCUGACCUCUCUCUCACUCUCUUCACACCUGCCCCCCGAGCGACGCUGCAGCUUGAGAUGCUACCGUUUUCUGGAGCUUGACUAAGGUGCCCGCUAGGUAAAGGCAGAAGAUGAGCUGAAAAUCAACUAAAACAUGAUCCGAUCCACACUCGAGAGGCCUAUUUCACUUAAACAACAACAACAUUGUUAUUACAGUGUGAAUCAUCUCUUGAUAUUUACUGUCAGUAAUAUUAUUUAUUCACAGCCUGUGUAUCGUUAAGUGAGAAAGAGGAGGGAGAGGAGAAGUGCAAGACUUUAAAUACUGUUUAUAGUAACUGAAUAUAUAGGUAUUCUUGUAAAAAAUAAAAAUAAAAAAACUGCAGGGGACUGCAGGUCUUGAAAAGUCUUAAAAAGCACUGAAUCCAGUUUCGCAAAAAAAUAUUUAAAAAGGUCUUUUCUGUGGCCUGCUGUAGACAGUAAUGUCAGUUAGUAAUUGUUUUUGUAUCCAAUUGUUCCUACAUAAAUGAAUUCAAUGAAUUAAUCAUUUUUAAUUGGUCAAUCCAUUCAUUUUGUGCCAGUUAUCCAGGCCCAGGUUACGUUAAUUAUUUGAUUAAAUCAUUGUAACUGUUGCUAUAUACUGCUGGGAGGUACAGAAAAACAGAGGACAUAUUAAUAGAUAAUUCUGGGCCAUAUGAUCCCAACCGGUUUUUCAUCGUAUUUUCAUUCUUUUAC
This is a messenger RNA of Lates calcarifer (barramundi perch), 1502 nucleotides long. Its product is annotated as ras-related protein Rab-27B. NCBI's taxonomy places the organism in Eukaryota, Metazoa, Chordata, Actinopteri, Centropomidae. Gene Ontology annotation, molecular function: GTPase activity; GTP binding. The transcript has 6 exons. The coding region runs from base 140 to 796 and encodes 218 amino acids. Gene Ontology annotation, cellular component: secretory granule; melanosome. The record is from RefSeq and is a predicted model, not a curated record. Gene Ontology annotation, biological process: positive regulation of exocytosis; melanosome transport.